AUGAAUUUCAUUCUUUAUAUAGCCGUAAUUAUUAUAUACUUAACCAACAUAUACUGCAAAAAUGUAUAUAACAUAAAAAAAUUAAGUGGAAAGAAUAAUUAUAAGUACAAUAAAAUAUCGAACAAUGUAAAAGGAUUAAGUAAUAUGAAUCGUCCAUAUUAUAAAAGGAAAGAUUAUUUAAAUAUAAGAAUGAACAAGAAAACGAUACAAAAUUUCCAUACACCCAAUCAGAAUAUACACUAUAAGAAAUUUAAGAACUUUGUCAAUAAAUCUAAAAAUAAGAAUAAAUUAUAUUAUUUAUAUAUACCUAAUAAUGAUACAAAUUCAAUAAAAGGAAAGAAAAACAAACAAAAUAACAAAGUAUUAGAAAUAUAUUUUCAGCAAAAAAAAUUACUUGCACAAUAUUUUAAUAAUUUGAAAUCCUCAUUUAUAUAUAAAUUAAAAAACACAAAAAUUAUAACGAAAUUAUUUUUAUCAUCAUCAUUAUUAAUAUUAACAUUAAAUGUAAUUGGUCUAAAACCUGAAGAAAUUGCAUUACAUAGUAAAAGAGUUUUGAGAGCAUUUGAAUUUUAUAGAAUUUAUACAUCGGCUUUAUUUUAUGGAGAUAUUUCUCUAUACGUUUUAACAAAUAUAUAUAUGUUAUAUGUACAAAGUAAUCAAUUAGAAAAUAUACUUGGAUCAUCUGAAAUGCUAUCCUAUUAUAUAUCACAGAUUAGUAUUUUAUCUAUUAUAUGUUCAUAUAUUAAAAAACCAUUUUAUUCAACAGCUUUAUUAAAAUCAUUAUUAUUUGUUAAUUGCAUGCUUAAUCCAUAUCAAAAAGCUAACUUAAUCUUUGGAAUUAAUAUUAAUAACAUGUACUUGCCUUAUCUGUCUAUAUUAAUCGAUAUUAUACAUGCACAAAAUUUAAAAGCAUCUAUAUCCGGAUUAUUAGGAGUAACAAGUGGAUCCAUAUAUUAUCUUCUCAAUAUUUACUUAUAUGAUAAAUAUAACAAAAAAGUGUUCAAAAUACCAAAAUUUCUAGAAACCUAUCUCGAUUCUUAUGAUACCAUCGAAAUAAUACAAUAA
Molecule: messenger RNA, 1065 nt
Organism: Plasmodium reichenowi
Lineage: Eukaryota; Apicomplexa; Aconoidasida; Haemosporida; Plasmodiidae
Product: DER1-like protein
Exons: 1
Coding region: 1-1065 (354 amino acids)
Biological process (GO): endoplasmic reticulum unfolded protein response
Cellular component (GO): endoplasmic reticulum membrane; Hrd1p ubiquitin ligase ERAD-L complex
Molecular function (GO): ubiquitin-specific protease binding; misfolded protein binding
Source: RefSeq, a predicted model, not a curated record